Molecule: messenger RNA, 1596 nt
Organism: Lathyrus oleraceus (garden pea)
Lineage: Eukaryota; Viridiplantae; Streptophyta; Magnoliopsida; Fabales; Fabaceae
Exons: 3
Coding region: 1-1596 (531 amino acids)
Source: RefSeq, a predicted model, not a curated record
AUGGACAAACUAGUCAAUGAAAUGAAAUCCAACGGUGAUGACAUAAAGGAGGGAGAUGUUGUGGAGAAAACUAUAUGCACUAUUUCAAAUCGUUUUGAUUACGUAGUAACAGCAAUUGAAGAAGGAAAAGAUGUCACCACAAUGACUUUAAAUGAUUUUAACCAUUUAAGUGGGAAUAACGAACUAUUUAGUAACUUAGAUGAGAGUUUUCGCAGCAUAGUCAAGCUCGGUGAUAAUUCAAAACUUCAAGUUUUGGGAAAAGAAAAGAUUGCCAUCAGAUUGAAGGAUGGAUCUUUGAAUUAUAUUUAUGAUGUAUUCUAUGUACCUAAUACAUGUUAUAUUCUCUUAAACAUUGGACAACUUGCUGAGAAAGGAUAUGAUUUAAACUUCAACAAAAGAGGCUACACUGUCAAUGACACUGAGAUGAGCCUCAUAGCAAAUACAAGCAUGUCAAGGAAUCGUCUAUUUCCAAUGAACAUCGAGUAUGGUGCUAAUAUGUGUUGCAAAACUAUAGUUAUUGAAGAUAAUUGGCUUUGGCACAUGUGUCUUGGACACUUCAACUUUGAAAGCAUAAAGUUUCUUGCAAAUAAGAAAUGGGUUACUGGCUUGCCUGUUAUCCAAGUUCCUAAUCAACUAUGUGAAGCUUGUGUAGUUGGAAAGAAGCAUCGAUAUCCUUUUCCUAAAGGGAGUGCAUGGAGAGCUACAAAACCACUUGAGCUUGUGCACUCUGAUUUAUGCUAUGUGGAAGUACUAUCUAAUAGAGUGACUUGUACAGUAUACCUUUUAAAUAGGUGUUCAGUGAAAAGUAUACGUGAUAAAACUCCACAAGAUGCUUGGAGUGGGCAAAAGCCAAAUUUGAGUAACUUGAAAGUUUUUGGUUGUAUUGCUUAUGCACAUGUUCCUGAUCAACUGAAGAAGAAGCUUGAUGACAAGGCCGAAAAGUGCAAAUUUUUAGGAUAUAAUGAAGAAACAAAAACCUACAAAUUGUACAAUCCAGAAACUCAAAAGGUAGUCAUCAGCAAGGAUGUUGCCUUUGAUGAAGAUGGAUCAUUGGAUUGGUCAGAAAAGAAAAAAGAGUUGUUGCAUGUACCAGUUACUAUAAAUGAAGAAGUAGAUGAUAAAGUUAAUGAACCAUCCACUGUACCAACAUUUGAUGAACUAUCCACUGAACCAACACAAGACUCACCACCUCGUAGAUAUCCACAACGGGAACGUCACCCACCUCCUCACUUGAAAGAUUAUGAAGUUGGUCAAUAUCAUGAUCUUGAUAAUAUGGAAGAAGAAAUUACUUAUUAUGCCUUAUUUGCUGAUUGUGAUCAUGUGACACAUGAGGAAGCAGCCAAUAAAGAUUGUUGGAUGAAAGCAAUGGAUGAAGAAAUUCAUGCAAUUGAGAAAAAUAAUACAUGGGAGUUAACUAUACUUCCAGAAGGAAAGAAGCCAAUUGGAGUCAAGUGGGUGUACAAAACUAAGUACAAUCCAAAAGGAGAAGUAAAUCGCUUCAAAGCACGGUUAGUAGCAAAAGGGUACAAACAAAAACCCGACAUUGAUUAUUUUGAAGUUUUGCUUCAGUUGCUAGAAUGGACACGGUACGCAUGA